Vanessa tameamea is the source of this 2630-nucleotide messenger RNA. RefSeq lists its product as uncharacterized. The transcript has 6 exons. Lineage: Eukaryota; Metazoa; Arthropoda; Insecta; Lepidoptera; Nymphalidae. Bases 500 to 2512 code for a protein of 670 amino acids. The record is from RefSeq and is a predicted model, not a curated record.
CAAGAGGGACUGCGCACUACGAAGCUUCGACUCGAACGAGAGUCAGCCUCUGAAACCCGACGAACAUCCCGGGCAGACGACGUUUCUCCCUCAAAAAAUCCGAUACUCGAGACAGAACGCUUCAUUAUUUAACAAUAAUUCAAAUAUCGAAGUACAAUUACUAAUGAAAAUGCGUUCUAAGGUGUAUUGCCGCGUUGUCAAUUUUAAAAUUGGAACGUUAACUUUUUUUUCUUAACCUCAGUGAAUGAACGAGCAUUAUUUAGCCCCGUGUGUGAUUUUUACUACCCGUGCGAUUGCUGAAUAGCUUGACAGUUGUUUUAUGAUAUAUUUUAUGACUACCAGUGGGAAGUGCUUAAAGGUGUGAUUUUGAUUUAAAAUAAUAGGAAUAGCUGAUUCGCCUAACAACGACGGAAUAGAAAUGAAGAUAAAUAAGUAGACACACCGAAUUUUAUUCACCUUGAUAAUGGAUAUAUGACUAAAGAAGAAAUCAAACAGGAUAAUGACAAACGUAAAAUUAAAACUAAUGUUCUACCUCCUAAACUCCCUUCUAUCCGCCGACUUGGUGCACUCUCGUCCCUACUCGGACUUCAAUUCAACGGAUAUCAUAAUGAACUUUUCUAAUAAUAGUAGUACGUAUAAUAUACCCGUAGAUUCUAAUUCCGACACGCUCAUUGUUGCGAACGAGGAAGAAACUGCAGAGGAAACUAAUAAGAGUUCCAAUACACAAAUGGAGGCUAUAGUGAACGCUGAGCAGGACAGGGACGAGGCGUUUUCCGAGAAUAAAAACCAAGACCAAGUUAGUAUAUUAAAAAUACAUAAGAACGGAGGGGAAGCCUUCGAGAAACAAUUGAACAUAUCAAGUCCUCUCUUAGACGAGAUGAUAGACUCCGAAUCGGAUAGAGAAGAAACGUUAACUGACAUACUCUUUAGACCUGAUUCUGAAUUCGCCGAGGACACGCCUAGAUUCGAGUUCUUAAUAGCCGCUAAGAUUAAUGGCAGCGACGGUAAUGACACUAAAGAGAUCUCUUUUAGUGAUAAUAAUUUAGAUAAAAGAAAUCGUAACAUCAGUGAUGUACUGCGAAAGGUGGAUUAUGUUGAACUAGUAGAAGUUAUCAAGCCUUCGAAUAUGAAUGAGAACAAGAGCGCGUAUAAUUUAGCGAACAUCACCGCGCACAAUGUAGAUAACGAUGUGGCGCCGGACACAAUUCUGUCCAUGUUUUCAGGUUACACUGACGUGCAGACACUUUUCCUGGCCUGCUUCGCUACGCUUCUGCCACUUCUAACCGUGCUCUUCGCAACGCUUCUUGUCAGGUGUAUGCUGAGACGGUGGUGCCCAACUUGGUGUAAGAAGCCCUCUGAUUCAUCGGUUUCUGAUAGCAGCGAGAAGCAGGAUAAUAAUCAUCAACAGUUAAAGUCUUCAGAUGAGGGUGGUACUGAUGUGGACACACCUCCGGCCAACGGAUCCAUCUUCACCAUGACGCUGAAAAAUAAUCAUCUUAUUGUUGAAACGGAGGAGAGAAAUGAUAUUACUAAAAACGGUCGCGAAACGAAGAUGAAAUAUUCUCCUGAUAACGACGGUAUAUUUGUUGUUGAAGUCCAACAAUCAACUACUUACAGACCUCAUAAAUCACUUCACAACUCGCCACCACACGAUCCACAGAUUUCAACCAAUCAAGCACUUAUUCAUCGCGUUCCCGAGGAUUUGGAAAGGAAGAUCAUCAUUGAAGAGGACAGUGAACGAAGCAGCGGGAAGUAUGAACGUCAGGCGCUAGCUUUAUCAAGUACAGGCUUGUCAAUAUCUGAUCUCAGCAUGUCCUCAAUCGGUUCACACAACAUCAGCUAUUCAUACAGCAGUCAGAUGGGAUACGAUCAAGGUCCAUUCGGCUACCCAGUCUAUGCUGGUUACGAUACUUCUAAAGACGAUCUAGCCGAUGCGAUAGUGCAUGACAAUUCUCAAGAACCACUUAUAGGUAAAACACCAACAGAUCCAGAUAAACCUGUUGUAACUGCAGCUAUUUUCAAACAAGAUUCCAUAAUUGGUAACGAUAUGUUGCAAGGUCCUGGUUAUAGUAUCGAAGGGUCGACUGAUGGUCCUUUACUAUCUGAUGUGCAGGCCAGAGAAUACAGCUUACAACACUUGCACGAUAUCAGGGAGAAGAAAUUAGAAAACGGUGUUGCUAUACCCAUAUCUGAUAAAGUUGAUAAAAAAAUGAAAUCAUUUAACAGGGCUGAUAGUUUACCAGUUGCAACACAAGACGAGUCGGAUGUAAAAGUUAUGGAGACGAUAGCUGAAGAUUUUCCUCCAAAGGAUGUAAUAAAAGGUAAGAGAGCGUCAUUACCAGUGAUAAAGAUGGAUGUGUAUGAAUCAGUUAAGGAGGUGAUUAAAACUGGAUCACCUAAAUUCGAGAAGCUUACCAAUGAAAUGUCCCCAGGUGUAAGCAGUUUCGACAGCCCCCCCAUGAUCACCAUCACGGAGGAGAGUGAGUCGGCCAAGUCUGAUAGCACCAGUUAAUUCUAUCUCAAUUUUAUUGUAAAUAGAUGUAAGUAAUGAUGUGAUUUGAUGAUAAUUCGUAAUCUGUAGGGUUUUAAGUGCGAUACCAGUACGAGUUAUGGCUUUUGAUAUAUUUUAA